AAAGGCCUCAGCUACAUCCACUUUGCAGUUUGAGCCGAAAAACCAAAACAAAAGCAGACAAAAUCACAUUUCCAUUCCAAUUCAAAACUCUCUCUCUCUCUCUCUCUCUACAAAUGAUAAUCGGCAGCGCAGCGUGCGGUGGCGUCCGUACGUGCAGCUUGUCGUCGGUAAAGCUCGGGCGGAGCCGGCGGCUUUUCGCUACCAAGUGCUCUGCUGCGGGCCCUACAAGGAAGAAGGAGAAGGAGAAGGUGGUUGUCAUAUCUGGGCCCACCGGCGCCGGCAAGACUAGACUCGCUUUGGAGCUCGCCAAGCUCCUCAAUGGCGAAAUCAUCAGCGCCGACUCCGUCCAGGUGUAUCGGGGUCUUGAUGUUGGAUCCGCCAAGCCCUCCCCAAGUGAUAGAAAGGUGGUGCCCCAUCAUCUCAUCGACAUACUUCACCCGUCUGAAGAGUAUUCAGUCGGGCAAUUUUUUGAGGAUGCGAGGCAAGCUACAAGAUCUAUUCUUGAUAGUGGCCGUGUUCCCAUUGUUACUGGUGGGACUGGUCUGUACUUGAGAUGGUUCAUAUAUGGAAAACCUGAUGUCCCCAAAGCCUCUUAUGAGGUGGCUGCCGAAGUGUACUCGGAGCUAGCUGAUUUACAGAAAAAUGAAGACUGGGAUGCAGCAGUUCAGUUGGUUGUCAAAGCUGGUGACCCUAAGGCCCAGUUUUUGGCUGCCAAUGAUUGGUACCGGCUUCGGCGCAGCCUUGAGAUCAUUAAGUCUAGUGGAGCACCUCCAUCUGCAUUUCAAGUACCCUACGAUUCUUUCAGGAAACAACAUGAUUCUACAGAAGCAAAUGGCUCCCAUGACAUCAACUCUUCUGUUGAUGUAGUUGGGGAUGUAAAGUCAAAGGACUUGGAAUAUGACUUCUAUUGUUUUUUCCUCUCUAGUCAGAGGCUCGAACUCUAUAAAUCAAUUAGUUAUCGUUGUGAGGACAUGCUGUUAGGAGAUGAUGGCAUUUUGACUGAGGCUAGAUGGCUUCUUGAUAUAGGCCUUCUUCCAAAUUCGAAUUCAGCUACCCGAGCAAUUGGUUAUAGACAAGCUAUGGAGUAUUUACUGAUGUGAGGGAAGAGUUCUCCUGGAGAGUUUUAUUCUUUUUUAUCUGAAUUUCAGAAAGCAUCUAGAAAUUUUGCAAAACGGCAGUUGACUUGGUUUCGUAAUGAGAAAAUAUAUCACUGGCUUGAUGCUUCUAAACCCUUGGAUAAGGUUCUUAACUUUAUUUAUAAUGCAUACCUUGACAAAAGUGAAACUUUGGUAGUACCGGAAUGGCUAAAAAUGAGGAAAGACACAAAUCACCGAGAAGCCUCUUUACUAAAGGCCUAUCGAACUAGAAACAGGCAUUUUGUUAGACGUGAAGAUUGUUCGGAGAUUUUGGAGUGGAUAAGGAAGACACAAUGCGAAACAAUGAGCAAAGUAUAAUCAUUCCCUACAAUUUGGGUAUAAUUUCGGCCUAAAAAUCGGAAACUAUUAUGGAGCAACAUCUGAGUUAUGUUGAAGGUUAGUGGUUGUGGCAGCGGCUUUAUUUUAUGACUCCUUAAGUAUUGGCAUAAAAUCAAGCAGCGGCUGUUAUUUUACUGAAACCUAGUGGAGGGCAGUGUUGCGUCGUAUCAAAUUCGAGUUAAAUUUUCUACAACUCAUAGCAGUGUAUAAUACUACGAUUGACAGUUUCAUUUUUCGACUUGUUCUGCAAGUCGGUAGCCUAGAACAAUCAACUUUACUCUGUUCCUGAGUUUUGUUUUCAUCCUUUUUCCCGCUUGAAAAGAUUGUACCGAAGUUCAAACUCAAACUCAAACUGCAUGUGUAGAAGGCUAAUGGACCUCAUCAUCGAAAUUUUUAGAAGCGUACAAAAUAUCAAUUUAAUGAUGGUUAAUAUGGCU
Messenger RNA from Morus notabilis, 1912 nucleotides. RefSeq names its product tRNA dimethylallyltransferase 9. The record is from RefSeq and is a predicted model, not a curated record. Gene Ontology annotation, molecular function: tRNA dimethylallyltransferase activity. Gene Ontology annotation, biological process: tRNA modification; cytokinin biosynthetic process. NCBI's taxonomy places the organism in Eukaryota, Viridiplantae, Streptophyta, Magnoliopsida, Rosales, Moraceae.